GCCCCCUGCCUCCCUUCGCUUCCGGUUCCAGGCAGGCGCACAGCCCAAACCCCCUCCUCCCUCAAAUCGUCUCCAGAUUUGGCGACCGCCGCCGCUGUCGCCAGAUCGGAGCGAGCGCGGCCUCGCUUCGCCCCUGCGCCACCGUUGCCUGCUGCAGGACAUGGGAAUGGAGGUCGUUGGAGCUGAAGCAGCACCAGCACAGGUCAAAGUAUCUGAUGGAGAAGUAAACCUAUUCCAAGAGAAGGAAAGUAAAGAAACUGCAAAAGAGCGUGAGGAGGCAGCUGUUUUUGGUUCAGACACAAAUGGAGCCACAAAUGCUGCUGAUCUGGCACCUCCAAAGGACGCAAAGGAUGAGUGGCCUGAACCUAAGCAAACUCAUGCCUUCUACUUUGUCAAAAUCCGCUCAUUCGAGGAUCCUAAGCUGAGGGCAAAACUCGAGCAGGCUGACAAAGAAUUCCAGAAGAAAAUCCAAGUUCGUUCCAAAAUUAUCGAGGCUGUAAGAGCCAAGAAGGCGGAGCGCUCCAGUAUUAUCUUGGAGCUGAAGCCAUUGACUGCUGAGAACAAACAGUAUAAUGGCGUUUUCAAUGAGAAGUUGAAGGAGAUGGAGCCUCUUCGAAGCAGUUUAGGCAAGUUUCGUGAUGAAAACAAUGCCAUGCGGGCACAGAGCGCAGGUUUAUGCUCUUCUAUCGAAGAGCUUGAGGAAACGAUCAAGAUGUUGAACAAUCGCAUAGUUCAUGAGAGCAUAUCUUUAGCUGAGGAGAAGCGUCUGGUCAAAGAAAUUAAGGAUCUUGAAAAAACCAGAUCGAAAGUUGUUUCUAAUGCUGCUAAUCGAGCUAAACUGCAAGACACAGUGAUUGAAAAAGAGGCCAUACAGGACCAGGUCAAAAUCAUUGGGGAGGGCAUUGAAGGAAUAAAGAAGGAGCGACAAACAGUUAGAUCUAAGAUUAAGGUCCUGGAGGAUGAACUAAAGGCUGUUGAUGCUGAGAUUGCUUCACUUCAAGAAGAUUUAGAUGCAGCCACUGCCAGAAAGGACAAGACAUAUGAAUCAUUGGUCGAAUUGAGACAAGAACGUGAUGUGAAAAACGCCUCCUUCCAUCAAAACCGAAUGGCUUUGAACAAAGCUAGGGAUUAUUCUUUGAGGAAUAUGUUAGCAGAAUUACAAGAGCUCCACAAGACUGAGGUUGGCAAGUUCAUGACCCAAUGGUGCGAGAACAAGGUCUUCAGAGAGGAUUAUGAAAAGAGGGUCCUCUCCUCCCUCAACAGCCGACUACUGAGCCGAGAUGGCCGGAUGAGGAAUCCUGAUGAGAAGCCCAUAUUCAUCGAGUCACAGGCGACAGCGCCGCCUGCAGAACAUGAGCCCAUCCCAGUAAAAUUGCCUGCGAAACAGGCAAAGGAAGUGCCUGCUACCCAAGCAGAUGAAGCUCCCAGGGUUGAAGCCCAUUCAAAAGGACCUGUUAAGUCACUUAAGGCAAAAGCUGCCCUGGAUGCUGAUGAUGAAUAUGAGGCUGAGCCUCCGAAGGAGAAGCCAAAGCCUAAAGAGGCUGAUUUGGCGAGGUUGAAAGAGAUAAAGAGACAGGAAGAGAUAGAGAAGAACAGGCUUGCUUUGGAAAGAAAGAAGAAGCAGGCAGAGAAGCAAGCAGCGAAGGCCGCAGCCCGAGCACAAAAGGACGCUGAGAAGAAGCUUAAGAAAGAGGAGAAGAAAGCUAAGAAGAAGGCCGGAGGAGCUGAUACCGAUGAGCCCUCUGAAUCGGACGCCAAGUCUGAAGAAGCUGCGGAAGCCCAAGCUGAGGACGAAGCAGCUCCAGCUUCCACAAUGGUGAAGAAAGAACAGAAGGAGAGCAUCCGGUACAGGAACGUGGUGAGCCGGAGCAAGGCCCCACCGCCGAAAGCGAUCCUGAAGAGGAAGAAAGCCCAGUCCUACUGGUCAUGGGCUGGCCCAGCCGCAGCAGUGGCUGCCGUGCUCCUCGCCCUCCUUGCGGUGCUAGGCUACUACCAGUACUACCUCCCGGGGAGCGCCAGCAACUGAUGAGGAAGAUGGCCGCGCCCUGAAAAGUGCCUACUGGACCAAUUUUGCAGGUGGGAGACAUGAAACCGAGUGCGUGGUCAGCCGAGACAUGAAAGACUGGGGGUCUUGUUGGUUUUGGUUCUGUUGGUUCAUUCUGAGUAGUCGGAGAAGAAAACACAGUUGAUUUUGAUUGCAACUUCCUAGAUCUAUGUAUACUGCGACACUGAUAUAUCCCGCGUACUUUUGUAGUGAAGCGUAUAUUGCCGUCUGGAAUAAUGCCUUUUUCCGCUUUAGGUAUCUGAAAACAAUGCCUUUGGCUUUAGGUUUAUU
Phragmites australis (common reed) is the source of this 2335-nucleotide messenger RNA. RefSeq names its product proton pump-interactor BIP103-like. NCBI's taxonomy places the organism in Eukaryota, Viridiplantae, Streptophyta, Magnoliopsida, Poales, Poaceae. The record is from RefSeq and is a predicted model, not a curated record. The coding region runs from base 161 to 2026 and encodes 621 amino acids. The transcript has 8 exons.